Messenger RNA from Baudoinia panamericana UAMH 10762, 997 nucleotides. RefSeq lists its product as uncharacterized. The record is from RefSeq and is a predicted model, not a curated record. The coding region runs from base 93 to 929 and encodes 278 amino acids. Gene Ontology annotation, molecular function: catalytic activity. The transcript has 3 exons. Lineage: Eukaryota; Fungi; Ascomycota; Dothideomycetes; Mycosphaerellales; Teratosphaeriaceae.
GAACAAUUCUGACGUCUUUUUAAAUCUGUACGAGAGUGUUGCUCAUUGAUCUUGACCAACGUUGUUCGCACCCCCUUCACUGACAAUCUCCCAUGUCUCCACCAACGGACCGGAAGCAAAUCCUGCAGGGAUUCCAUCAACAGAUCAAAGAUGGCCACGCCAUUGUUGGUGCUGGUGCGGGCAUUGGUUUGUCAGCGAAGUUCGUCGAGGCUGGAGGCGGCGACCUCAUCAUAAUCUACAACUCUGGUCGCUUUCGAAUGGCCGGCAGAGGUUCACUAGCCGGCCUCAUGCCGUAUGGGAAUGCGAACGAUGUCGUCGUGGAGAUGGCUGCCGAAGUCCUUCCAGUCGUCAAGCACACGCCAGUCAUUGCUGGUGUCUGCGCUUCCGAUCCAUUCCGGGACAUGUCGCGGUUUCUGCGCCAGCUAAAAGACCUUGGGUUCGCUGGCGUUCAGAACUUCCCAACUGUAGGCCUCAUCGAUGGAACGUUCCGGUCGAAUCUGGAAGAGACUGGUAUGAGCUACCAGCUCGAAGUCGACGUUGUGCGUAUGGCGCAUGAGAUGGACAUGCUUACCACCCCCUACGUUUUCAACCCAGACGAGGCAACCAGAAUGGCUGAAGCUGGCGCAGACAUUAUUGUCGCGCACAUGGGACUGACAUCAAGCGGGUCCAUAGGAGCCAAGACCGGCAAAAGCCUCGAUGACUGCGUGAGAGAUAUCCAAGCUAUCCGCGAUGCGGCCACAAAGGUCAAGUCGGACAUCAUCGUGCUCUGUCACGGAGGACCAAUAGCAGCGCCAGAGGAUGCGAAGUACGUGCUCGAACGAUGCCAGGGCGUGCAUGGAUUCUUCGGAGCGUCAAGCAUGGAGCGCUUGCCGGUCGAGGAAGCCAUCACUGGAAUCACGAAGACUUUCAAAAGCAUCAACGUGCGGUAACACGGGCAGUGGGUCGUAUAGUAGAAAGACUGCACUUCCUUACCGGACGUGUCGGCAAUGGUGUAUAC